Messenger RNA from Pantherophis guttatus, 1766 nucleotides. RefSeq names its product chromosome 13 C15orf61 homolog (gene C13H15orf61). NCBI's taxonomy places the organism in Eukaryota, Metazoa, Chordata, Lepidosauria, Squamata, Colubridae. The record is from RefSeq and is a predicted model, not a curated record.
UGCGCAUGGGUCGCGUGAGGCGGGCGGCGGGGCGGCUGCACGCGGGGCUGCUGCGGGCCGUGCUGUGGCCGUGGGGGGCUCCUCCGCAGCCGGCCGCCUCGGAGGUGCUGACCCUCCACCUGCUGCAGCGGCGGCUGCCCCCCUGGACCUCCUUCUGCGUCAAGUACAGCGCGGUGCGCAACGACCAGUUCGGCCUCUCCAGCUUCAACUGGGCGGUGCGCGGCGCCAACUACCACGUGCUGCGCACCGGCUGCUUCCCCUUCGUCAAGUAUCACUGCUCCCGCGGGCCCCGCCGCGACCUCCACGCCCAGGACGCCCUGCUGGCCGCCCUCAAGAUGCUCAACCUGGGAAUCCCAACGUUGUUAUAUGGAAUUAGCUCUUGGUGCUUUGCCAGCGUCACCGAGACUGUUCAGACAUGCUGUGGUCCGGUCACUAUUUACUUCCUGAAUAAAGAAGACGAAGGUGCCAUGUACUAAAACGUGGUUUCAAAAACUGUUAGUGUGCUGAAUUAAUAUAGAAAAGAAUUAUUUUCUCAACUUUUUGCUGUGUCAACAUUCUUAUGCAAACAGUAUAUGUAUUUUUUCAAGGCAUGUCCCUAUUGUUGAAACAUAUUACUUUUCUUUGAUUCUGUAAAACAUCAAAUACAUGUUGAAUUAUGCACAGAUGCAAAACCAAACAAAACUCUGGGAAAUUAUUUGAAUUAACUACUUUUAUCCAAAGCUGACUUUCACCUCUUAAUUAAUUUUGAUUUUUUGCGAUCUUACCUCAUUAUCCAAUUCUUAAGUACAAUUUAAAAGCAAUAUGUUUCUUCUUAAUGAAUUUUUUAAAAGAUAUAACUGAUAUUCAAAACAGGUUCAGUCCUCUCUGAUAAAUAGAAGUUGUUUGUAUUAAAAUCCAGAGUUUUAAAGAAAAAAAAAUGCCUGAAAUUUCAGAGGGUUGAAUGUGGAGAUUGGUCUUGUACCUGCAGGCAGCUAGAGUGAUUGUGAUCUGGCCGAAAUUAAGUACCUGUUCAAUCCUAUUGCUUUCAAUGGAAGAUAGUUAAAUAUGCUUUAUUAUUUAACUCAACAUGAUUUAGAAGUAAUUAACACACAAUAUGACUUUGUCAUAUGCUUAAUGUAGAAAAUUAUAUUCACUCAGUCACUCUAGUUUGACUUCCAAAGUGUUGACCUGAUAAAGUGUUGCAGAAAUAAUGUAGUUAUGAAAACAGAUCUAAAAGCAUGCAUAACAUUUGUUCAUUUUAAAUUAUUUCAGCAAGCUAUUUUCAUCUGGGAUGUUUGCUGUAAGACAAAAUAUAAGUCAUUUUUCAAAAGGCUCUUGUUAGAUUUUGUGUAAGUAUAUUUCUUAAAAUCCAUCAGAAUUGAAUUUUGAAUUGCUUUCAUUCAGAAGACAAGUAGUACAUUUGUUUUGUUUUAACUGCAGCUCUAAAUCUGUAAUCAAGGAAACACUCCAGUAUAUUUGAUACCAAAGGAUAUUCCUAAUACAAGUUAAAUAAAUAGUUCGCCCAGAGGAGUAGCUGGUGUGUUACAUUAAGCUUCAUUAAUAAUAAAAGUGACUAUUAGCAUUUUGCUAGAUUGGCUGGAACUUAUGUUCCCAGUAAUGGGCAGAAUUAAAUAAGUGCAGCUCAUAAGUUAAAGUCAAAUACUGCUCGUUCAUUGCUCCCGAUUCUGUCAAUACUCUUCUUUAAAGGUUUGGUCUCAACACAAGACUGAUAAAAUGUUUUUUAAUUACCACGCAAUAAAUAAAGCUUCCCCUUGGAGUGGCCUGUU